UCUUCCAUCUGUUUUUUUCUCAACAACACACAUAGUACAUCUUUUAUAUACAGGUGGAGUCGCCAACGCAACAUCUAACAUCGAAGCUCAAUUUCUUUCAUGGCAGUGCCCAGCAUCUUCUUCAUCCUCCUCCUCCUGGCUCCACUUGAUUUGGCUCUUGGAAACGUGACCUUGGGCUCAACACUCUCCACCAAUGAUCAAACCAAUCCUUCCUGGCUCUCACCUUCAGGAGAAUUCGCUUUUGGAUUUCGCCCAAUCAAUAACACCAAUCUCUUUUUGCUUGCCAUUUGGUUCAACAACAUACCUGACAAAACCAUAGUCUGGUAUGCCAACAUGGCGAGUCCAACUGCACCAUCAGGAUCGCAUGUUCACCUCACACGAACAGGUCUCAGACUCACCAAUCCUCAAGGUCAAGCUCUAUGGACUGCUACAUCACAAGAAGAUGUGUCCCAUGGAGCUAUGAUGGACACAGGAAACUUUGUUUUGGUAUCCUCAAGUUCUUCCUAUUUGUGGCAAAGUUUCAACAAUCCCACUGACACACUGUUGCCAAACCAAACUUUGGGUCUCAACGGUAAUUUAUCUUCUCGCUUAACACAAACGAAUUACACAAAGGGAAAGUUUGAGCUUUAUUUUGAUAAUACCAAUCUCUUGUUAAGUCAGACGGGAUGGCCAACUGAAUCUCGUUACACUAGUUACUUUAAUGUCGAGACGAGUUCAGCAACCAAUGUUAAUGACUCUGCUUUACGGCUAGUCUUUGAUAGAUCAGAUGUUUAUGUAGAGACCAAAGGUGGAUAUCAUAUACCCCUUGGGUCUGCAUGGUCUGACUCAACUCUGGAUGUGAACAGAUUUUAUUACAGGGCCACACUUGAUUAUUAUGGAGUGUUUACGUUAUAUUCUUACCAGAAGGGAUCUGGCAGCAACCAAGUUUGGUCCAUUGUGGACUAUGUUCCGGAAGACAUUUGCGGGAGCAUACGAAGUGAAUAUGGGGGUGGUGCUUGUGGGUAUAACAGCUAUUGUUUAAUGGAAAAUCAGAGGCCAACCUGUAAAUGCCUAGAUGGGUACUCCCUGGUUGAUCCAAACAACUUGUUUGGAGGAUGCCAACCUGAUGUCUCACUUGGUUGCGGGGCUGAUGAUGUAGAAUCAAAAACCAAUCCAGAAGAGGUGUAUGAGAUGAAGACUUUGCAAAAUGUAGAUUGGCCUUUGGGAGACUAUGAAAGAUUGUACAAUUAUACCCAAGAUGAAUGCCAAACAUCUUGCUGGUAUGAUUGUAACUGUGCUGUUGCCAUUUUUGACAAUAAUGCCACUUGUUGGAAGAAAAGACUACCCCUUUCUAAUGGAAGAGGAAAUGUGGAUAGAGGUCAAACGGCACUUAUCAAAACUAGAAUUUUACCACGGAGCAAUCUUCACCAAGUUGAGAAAAUAGAACCGGCUCUUUUAGGUUCGCUUAUUGGUUCUCUGGUCACUAACACCUUGCUUGUCGCCAUUGUGGUUAUGAUUAUUCGGUCAAGGCCAAAAAAGGUUGUCCAAGUUUCAAGUGCUCUUGAUAUAAAUUUGCACUCUUUCACAUAUGAAGCAUUGAAAGAGGCAACUCUUGAAUUCAGUGAAGAGUUAGGAAGGGGUUCCUUUGGCAUUGUGUACAAAGGCACCCUUAAAUCAGGAACCAAUAAUAAUAACGUUGUUGCGGUGAAGAGGUUAGACAGAUUGGCUCAAGAACGAGAGAAGGAGUUUAGGACAGAGCUGAGUGCUAUUGGAAAAACAUGCCACAAAAAUUUGGUACGGUUAAUUGGUUUUUGUGAUGAGGGAGUCCACAGACUUCUGGUGUAUGAGUUCAUGAGCAAUGGAACACUCGCAGACAUCCUUUUUGGUGGACUUAAACCCAUUUGGAAUUUAAGGGUCAACUUUGCUUUGGGAAUCGCAAGAGGAUUGCUUUACUUACAUGAAGAAUGUGACACCCCCAUCAUUCAUUGUGAUAUAAAGCCUCAGAAUAUACUGAUUGAUGAACACUUCAUACCAAAAAUCUCAGACUUUGGGUUGGCCAAGUUGUUACACUCCAAUCAAAGCCGAACUCAUACAAUGAUAAGAGGAACAAGAGGGUAUGUAGCACCAGAAUGGUUCAAGAGAGUUCCAGUGACAUCUAAAGUGGAUGUUUAUAGCUACGGUGUGAUGCUGUUAGAGAUAAUUUGCUGCAGAAGAAAUGUGAUGAUGGACAUGGAUGAAGGGGAGGAAGAAAAGGCAGUGCUAAUAGACUGGGCCUGUGAUUGCUACGCCGAAGGGAGAAUAGAUAUUUUGGUAGAGAAUGAUCAGGAAGCCAUAGCUGACAUAGGGAGGUUGAAGAAGUGGGUGAUGAUAGCAAUAUGGUGCGUUCAAGAGAAGCAUGAAGCACGGCCCACCAUGAAGACUGUAAUGCAAAUGUUGGAAGGCCUUAUUGAAGUGCCAAAUCCUCCAUUACCUUCCUCCUUCACCUCAACCCUGAUUUGAUUCUCAGGCAUUUUAACAGCAAACAAAUUGCCAUCUUUACUCAACCUUCAUUCUUCUAUUUGGUAUGAUUCAAGCCGGCUUGAAACUAAUAUCUGUCGGAUCAAGAGUGUUAACAUUAAAAUCUUUCCAACAAA
Molecule: messenger RNA, 2612 nt
Organism: Neltuma alba
Lineage: Eukaryota; Viridiplantae; Streptophyta; Magnoliopsida; Fabales; Fabaceae
Product: G-type lectin S-receptor-like serine/threonine-protein kinase LECRK3
Exons: 2
Coding region: 100-2478 (792 amino acids)
Biological process (GO): protein phosphorylation
Molecular function (GO): protein serine/threonine kinase activity; ATP binding
Source: RefSeq, a predicted model, not a curated record